Molecule: messenger RNA, 2268 nt
Organism: Miscanthus lutarioriparius
Lineage: Eukaryota; Viridiplantae; Streptophyta; Magnoliopsida; Poales; Poaceae
Source: the annotation of a GenBank genome assembly
AUGCAAGAAGCAUUACUCAUCCUGUUGUUCAUCAGCUUCCUGGUGACAAUGGUGUCAACCACCCCUUCCGAGCUUGGCAUAUCAUUGCCAGGGUGCCCCAAUAAGUGUGGCAAUGUAUCCAUUCCUUACCCCUUCGGCAUCGGCGCAAGCUGUGCUGCAACCAACCUGAACACCUACUUUGCUCUGACAUGCAACAACAGCUUCCAACCACCAAGACCUAUGUUUGGUGUCUCUCCCAGAGAUGUAGAGGUCAUUGACAUCUCCUUGGAGCAUGGUGAGGCCCGUGUUUAUGGUGCUGUCAGCUACAGCUGCUUCACGUCAAACACCACAUCAUACAACUACACCACUGGGUUCAGACUGGAUACCACGCCAUUCAUCGUCUCCACCCGCAACCAUUUCACAGUCAUUGGCUGCAACACCCUCUGGCUCAUUGGCGGCACCAUGGACAACAGCUCUGAUUUGCAUGUGGCUGGCUGCUACUCCUACUGCGAAGGCAUCAACAGCACAUCUGACGGGGCGCCAUGCACUGGGACAGGAUGCUGCGAGACCACCGUCUCCCCCAACCUCACAGACUUCUUAGCAAUAAUCACAAUGAACGAGAGCAGUGUGUGGAACUUCAACCCAUGCUCCUAUGCGAUGCUUGUCGAGGCUGGGUGGUACAGCUUCAGGAGCCACGACCUUAUUGGCGACCAUGGGUUCAUCAAUGACAGAGCUCCUAGAGGUGUCCCUGUCGUCAAUGACUGGGCCAUUAGAAACAGUUCCUGUCCGAAGGAUGGGGCAAAAGCACCAAAAGAUUAUGCUUGUGUCAGUUCAAACAGCUACUGUGUGAAUGCAAGCAAUGGUCCAGGAUACUUGUGCAAGUGCUCUAUAGGUUAUGAGGGCAAUCCUUAUCUUCUCAAAGGUUGCCAAGAUAUAGAUGAGUGUGAACUGCGCAAGCAGGAUGUUAGGUAUAAAAAACUGUAUCCAUGUGAAAAUGGGCGCUGCCGCAAUACACCAGGAGGCUACAUAUGCAAGUGCAGGAUAGGAACAAGAUCAGAUGGUACAAAUUCUGGAUGCCGACCUGUGCUUAGCAAAGCUGAACAGGCAGUUAUAGGUCUCAGUGCGUCUGCAGUUCUAGUCAUAUCUUUGACAUGCUUAUUGGUUAUGAAAUUACAACAAAGUAAGCAUAGGAAGGAGAAGGAUGAAUAUUUCAAACAAAAUGGGGGUCUAAGAUUAUAUGAUGAAAUGAGAUCAAGGCAAGUUGAUACCGUUCUCAUACUCUCAGAGAACGAGAUAAAGAAAGCCACAGACAACUUCAGUGAAGAUAAUGUUCUUGGAUGUGGUGGUCAUGGAAUGGUCUACAGAGGAACUUUAGAUGAUAACAAAGAAGUUGCCAUAAAGAAGUCCAAACUAAAGGAUGAUGACAGCAGAGAAGAAUUUGUGAAUGAGAUAAUAAUCUUAUCACAAAUUAACCAUAGGAACAUUGUAAGGUUACUAGGAUGCUGCUUGGAGGUAGAUGUGCCGAUGUUGGUGUAUGAGUACAUUUCCAAUGGUACCCUCUUUGAGUUCCUUCAUGUCAAUCAAAGCAGAUCACCAAUCCCAUUGGAUCUUAGAUUGAAGAUUGCUACACAGUCAGCAGAAGCUCUUGCCUACAUUCAUUCAGCAACUUCUCGCACAAUUCUGCAUGGAGAUGUCAAAUCCCUCAAUAUACUCUUGGAUGAAGAAUACAACGCAAAAGUCUCAGAUUUUGGAGCAUCAGCACUGAAGUCCAUGGACAAAAAUGAUUUCAUUAUGCUUAUCCAAGGAACUCUUGGUUAUAUUGACCCUGAGAGCUUUGUCAGUCACCAUCUAAGUGAUAAAAGCGAUGUAUACAGCUUUGGGGUUGUUCUUUUAGAGUUAAUGACAAGAAAGAAGGCUUUAUACAUUGAUGCCUCUAAUGAGAAGAGAGCACUAUCUCAUACUUUCAUACAGAUGUUCCACCAGAAGGAGCUCCGGGAUAUUUUGGACAGUGAAAUAGUAUAUGAUGAAACAAUGAUAGUAGUUCAGAAACUAGCUGAAAUUGUCAUGCACUGCCUGAGCACAAAAGGAGAUGAGAGGCCAACGAUGAAGGAAGUUGCAGAGCGACUACAAAUGUUAAGAAGGCUCGAGAUGCAGCAGGUGACAAAGACACCUCCUAUUCAAGCACACCAUUAUUACGAAGAGCAAUCAGUAUAUGUCCCUUCAGAUGAGACGGAAUACCAGAGCAUGGAGACAACCAAACUGGAAUUGGAGGUAGACAUUGUAAGAUAA